AUGUUUCGCGUUAUCGGACGACUUCCUGCAAGUCUUGACGAGAAAGCGGAUUCAGAUGCGGAAAACGACGCGGAUAGAGUAUUCACUGACGAGUCCGAUCCCAUUUUUCCAUGCUAUAAUCAGUAUCCAAAGAAGUCGAUCAGGCUCUCGGUGUCCAAAAACUCAGCUAGACUCAAAUCGAUAAACUUGAACGAUGUCCCGAAAAAGGGAGUGACCACUCUACCAAUCAGAAGAAAAGGAUUCCGUACUCUCGAAGAUCCAUUCAGAAAGUACAAGGUUCCAGAAGAAGUGAUUGAUUUUAUCUUCUCCAAUUUGCGAAAACGAGAUCUUCUUGCUGUAAUGGCUGUGUGCAAGAGUUUCUAUGCGAUCGGAACUAAAUCGAAGAACUGGCUUAUCACUGAUGUCAUGGAGCGUCCAGUCUCAGAGUUGGCGUUAGCUGGAUUGAUGAAACGAAAAAUCCGUGUUCUCCGUCUGGCCGGUGCCAAGGCAGAUCCGAUGUCUCGCGUUAACAUCCGCUUGUACGCCAAAACCAUGCACAGUCAAUGCCGUCUCGAGUUCUUGGAUCUUUCUCGUGCUAAUCUCACCGAGCGUCAACUCCUAAUCAUCUUGAAGCCAUGCGUUAAACUUCAAUGUUUGUCGAUCGAAGGAAACAUUUUGAACAAUGAAGUGGCCAGAUGCAUUUCUGCCAAUCGCGAUCUCCUCGAACUAGACAUAUCCAUGACUAGAGGAAUCAGUGCGGAAGGCGCAAGAAUGAUCGUUCAAAACUGCACUAAACUUGAGCAAUUCAAUGCCUCUUGGUGCGAACUUGAUAAGAAAGCGCUCGAUGUCAUUGUUCACAACAUCACGGGAAACAUUCGAAAGUUGAGCCUUUCUGGAUCGGUUCGUGGAUAUGGAUUGAAUGGCGAGCACAUUGAUAUUCUAUCACAGAAAGUCGAUGAAGUAGUGGAUCUCGAUAUAUCAGACAAUGGAGAGUUAACUGAUGCAUCAAUCGCCACUCUUGUUGCUUAUUUUCCACACUUGACUCAACUUUCGAUUAAUCGCUGCUAUGGAAUCGAUCCGAACAUGCUAAUACAUCUAAACAACAAGGCGUCACUCCGUUAUCUGAACGUUCACGGUAACAUUACGGAGAACAAUAUGGACGUAUUCCUUAGAAUGUGUGAUCGUCUCCGAAUCAACAACCAGCUGUUCAAUCACACUGCGAAACCUGUCACAAACAAUGAUUAUACUAUUUGGGGAAACAUCAUGCUAGAGAAAUAG
Molecule: messenger RNA, 1257 nt
Organism: Caenorhabditis briggsae
Lineage: Eukaryota; Metazoa; Nematoda; Chromadorea; Rhabditida; Rhabditidae
Gene: Cbr-skpt-1
Product: Protein CBR-SKPT-1
Exons: 5
Coding region: 1-1257 (418 amino acids)
Biological process (GO): SCF-dependent proteasomal ubiquitin-dependent protein catabolic process
Cellular component (GO): SCF ubiquitin ligase complex
Molecular function (GO): protein binding
Source: RefSeq, a predicted model, not a curated record